Molecule: messenger RNA, 2765 nt
Organism: Vitrella brassicaformis
Lineage: Eukaryota; Vitrellaceae
Source: the annotation of a GenBank genome assembly
GUGCGGACGUAUGUUAACAGAAUGCUGAUGUCGAAGUCGACACGCACACACAUAAGCAAGGCAGCCAUACAAUUUGUCCAUCACAAUUCGUUUUGGUAGCUGCCAGAGAGAGAGAGAGACAGAGAGAGAUGUCGCUUGCAAAACUCAUUAGCGACAAACAGCACAUCAACCAUCAAGACGACAACAAGAUUCUGUCGGCACCCCCCUGACACACACAUACAUACAGGUGAAACCACUGCUGCUGUUGCUGAUGUAGAAUAGACGUCAUAUUAUAUAUCUGUGCACGCACAGACGUAGAGAGACCUAUUUCACUGUCAUUAUGCACACGCACACACACAAAGAAAGCGCCGCCCACCUCCCUGCCUGCCUACAGUCAGUCACGCCCUCGAGGGCACCCCUGCUACUCACACUUGCGCACGCUCUCUACAGCCCCCUCUCAGUCACUGUAAGAAGAGCCCCUUGGCCAUCUUCUUCUCCAGACGCUGCUGUGCUCACCGGCUGGCCCGACUGACCCCAGACGACGCAGCCGCAGCGGGGAGUGAGGAGGACGCCUUGGACGCGACGGCUUUGACUAACCCCAUCACCUGCAUGCAUUCAGUGCAUUGAUGCAUCGGCCACAGACACACACAUGCAGUGCAGACUUACGAGCUCGUGGUCGUCUUGGUCCGUCGUGUAGUGCGAGAGGCGGCCUCCAUCGAUCAGAUCUUUCAGCUGGCGGAAACAGUCCAGCUGUUGCGGGUGGGUCAAUCAGUCACGUAGACAGACACAAGGAGGGAGGGAAUGGGUGUCGAUGGAUGACGCACGCGCCCGUGUGUGCGCGCACCUGUGCUAUGUGGUCGGCCAUGAGGUUGCUGUGGGUCUUGCCAUUGGCAACUUGUUCGUCGCCAUACCUGCGAACACACACACACACACACACAGAGAGAGAGAGAGAGAGAGAUGGGAUACACAUGCACGUCUCUACUUGUUGCCUUCAUGCGCUGACUUGAACUUGACGAUUUCCAUGAGGAUGUCGGCAGCCAUGUGGCGGUAGCCGGCCUCGCCCAUCGGCGGAGUGCGAGUCAGGAAACCCACCAGCGUCUGGCACACGGCGGCGGGGAGGGCCUCAUACUUGACCAACUGCUCACACACACAAACACGCACGCAUACACACACCAUAUCGUGGCACGUAGGCAGGUGUGUGGGGUUCAGUCUUGCCUUGUCGGUGUGCUUUUGGGCUAUGUGCCAGAUGGUCUCGAUGCAUCGGUCGCGUCCCAGCUCCCCGUCCGUGUCGCACAUCCGGCCCAGCAGCAUGGGCACAGCACCAGAAUCGAGGAGCACCGACAGAUGCCCUCUGCCUGCAGCUCACUCACACACAGACAUACACAUACAUACAUACAAACUCACGGCCACGUGUCGUGUGUGUGUUGUGGUGUGGGUGGGCGCCUGGAUGGCUCCCCGCUGCAUGCGUACGUGCGAGAGCUCGCGGGACGUUGAGGGCAUGGGCCAUGCUCAAUAACCCCCAGCCGAUACGCUCGGAGCCCAUGGCCGACACCAGACCCUUCAUGGCUUCGGCCCUCGGCAGAUACUCAAACAACGGACCAAACACUGCACACACGCAUAUAUCCACACGUGUACACACAGCUGCCUGCCUGUUUUGUCUGUGGCCCUGGUCUUCUCCUCUCCCUGCUCACUGGCGGGGUCGCCCCAACGGGAGGGCGAGGAGUUGAGCAUGACGCCCAGCACACACGCCGCUGACCCCUUAGCAACGAGACUGCUGUCAGAGGACGCCAGCACCGACACCAACGGCUUGAUGUGCGGCGUGGCGUGCUUCUUGAAGGCCUCCACGUGGUCCUCUUCGAUCCACGCCCACCGGUCGAUGAAUCAAUCAACGAGAGAAGGCACCCACGGCACACCACAACAAACACCGAUGACAGAUGGGUGAAUCGGUUCCUUUGCCAUCUUGCUUGCUCACCGGCUGAGAGGCCAGCCUUUUCCGAGUAGUAGCCUACAGUUUUCGGUACGAGGAGGAAGACCCUGUCGGCUCUCUUCUUCUCCGCCACUCGCUCCAUCUGCUUGUCGCUCAGAAUCAUGUCCGUCGCCUCGCCGAAUCCCCGAUACCGCUCGUCCCACGGGGUCAUCGACCUGCUGCACGUCAGGAAGUCGAUGGCAGCGUCAGCCAGGUCGUCGGGCUCUAGCGUCUUGGCAGCGACCGCCGCACGCUCCAGGAGGUCACGAUGGCCGCCGAUGAUGGCGUCACGGAUGGUGUUGUUUUCCUCAUCUUGCAUCGCCAGGGUGAGCAUCGUGAAAAGGCUGAUCUCGACGAAGAGGCGGUCCGCGCUCGGCACUGCAGCCACGGCCUCCUUGAGGCGGCCCACCUCGGCCAGCAGCUGCUGGGAGUCACCGCCGAAGUCCCAGCUGAGCGUCACCAUCAACGCCACGACCAUCGCUGACCGACAAGCCAGCAAUCGCGGCUCGGGGUCCGCCGUCGUGUCGCACAUGGCGUGCAUGAGGCAGCUGCGCAGGCCCUGGCCGACGGGGUCUGCCUGCAUGGCCUUCAUGGUGUCUUGCACGACGUUGUUCUCGGACCCGCCAGCCUCCUGCAGGUUGAUCAACAUCUGAUACAGCUCGCGGAGACGCUGAAGCCGCUCGCUUGCCGUCCCGUGUGAUGACUGAAAGCCCGAAGCUGCCGAAAGGAGGUCGGAGAGGGACACCCCGUGGGGUACGUCGGCGCGAUGCUCAUCAACCGCGAACAUCGUGGCUGCUCAAAACGGGAAGGCCAGAUCUGC